AUGACGGAUGCCGUGUCUGCAGAGAUGGAGAGUUUGGUGCCCUCACGAUUAGGAACGCAGGCGUAUUGGGACGACAACUAUGGCCGAGAGCUCUCGAACUUCUGUGAGGCUGGCGACGAGGGAGAGGUCUGGUUUGGGGAGGCAAGCUCGGACGAGAUCCUCGACUGGAUCGCGCGCUACUUGCCCUCGCCGAUGACCCCGACCAAGCUCAGUUUCUCCGGCUCAGACGACGGAGAAGGACCAGUGGCUAGUGCUCGAACUGACUCCCAGAUCCUCGACGUCGGAUGCGGUAACGGGCAGCUCCUCUUCCUCCUCGCCCAGGGCGGUUACUCGGUCGAGUGUCUGGCCGGGGUUGACUAUUCGGCUAGCUCGAUCGAACUCACGUCACAGAUCGCUCGCUCAAAAGGCAUCGAAGGCCUGCGACUAGAGGUAAAGGACGUCCUCAGAGAGCCUAUCGAACCGCCCCAUCGGACCGGCCUAUCGGACUCGAAAGGCUGGGACUUGAUCACCGAUAAAGGAACUUUUGAUGCUAUCUGUUUGUCCGAGGAGAAGAUAGACGGAAGGAAAUUGGAGACCAUUUAUCCAGAAAAGAUUCUCGACUUACUCGUCAAACCCGGAGGCAUCUUCCUAAUAACUUCCUGCAAUUGGACCGAAGAAGAACUCAUUCAAAAAUUUGUCUCUCCUAAUAUCGGUUUCAAGUUCCAUUCCAAAAUCCCUCGUGCUUCUUUCUCAUUCGGCGGUUCAAAGGGCUCGACAAUAACGACGAUAGCCUUCCAAGCGAUCUCCUAA
Messenger RNA from Puccinia triticina, 789 nucleotides. RefSeq lists its product as uncharacterized. The record is from RefSeq and is a predicted model, not a curated record. Gene Ontology annotation, cellular component: cytoplasm. Gene Ontology annotation, biological process: peptidyl-lysine dimethylation; peptidyl-lysine monomethylation. Bases 1 to 789 code for a protein of 262 amino acids. The transcript has 4 exons. Lineage: Eukaryota; Fungi; Basidiomycota; Pucciniomycetes; Pucciniales; Pucciniaceae. Gene Ontology annotation, molecular function: protein-lysine N-methyltransferase activity.